AUGGUUUCUAGCCUGCUUCCAAACCCCACCUCGGCUGAGUGUUGGGCAGCCCUUCUACAUGAUCCUAUGACUCUUGAUAUGGACGCAGUCCUGUCAGACUUUGUUCGGUCCACGGGGGCAGAACCUGGUCUGGCCAGAGACCUGCUGGAAGGCAAAAACUGGGACCUGACUGCCGCUCUGAGUGACUAUGAGCAGCUCCGACAAGUGCACACAGCCAACCUGCCGCAUGUGUUCAACGAGGGCAGGUGCCCCAAGCAGCCAGAGCGAGAGCCGCCCCAAACCAGCCACAAGGUGGAGCGGCCCUGCCUGCAGAGACAGGACGACAUUGCCCAAGAAAAGCGACUCUCCCGGGGGAUUUCCCACGCCAGCUCGGCAAUCGUCUCCCUGGCCCGGUCCCACGUGGCGAGUGAGUGCAACAAUGAGCAGUUCCCCCUGGAGAUGCCCAUCUACACAUUCCAGCUGCCAGAUCUGAGCGUGUACAGCGAAGACUUCAGGAGCUUCAUCGAACGGGACUUGAUUGAGCAGGCGACCAUGGUGGCUUUGGAGCAGGCAGGUCGCCUGAACUGGUGGUCCACUGUGUGCACGAGCUGUAAACGGCUUCUUCCUUUGGCCACUACAGGGGACGGGAACUGCCUUUUACACGCAGCCUCUCUGGGAAUGUGGGGCUUUCACGACCGGGACCUGGUGUUGCGGAAAGCUCUCUAUACAAUGAUGAGGACAGGAGCGGAAAGAGAAGCCCUAAAGCGGAGGUGGAGGUGGCAGCAGACGCAGCAGAACAAGGAGGAGGAAUGGGAGCGGGAGUGGACGGAGCUGCUGAAAUUGGCGUCCAGCGAGCCACGCACGCACUUCAGCAAGAACGGUGGCACAGGCGGGGGUGUGGACAACUCUGAGGACCCCGUGUACGAGAGUCUAGAGGAGUUCCAUGUGUUUGUCCUCGCCCAUAUAUUAAGAAGACCAAUAGUUGUCGUAGCAGAUACAAUGCUGAGGGACUCAGGUGGAGAAGCAUUUGCUCCAAUCCCAUUCGGAGGGAUUUACCUGCCCCUGGAGGUGCCUCCCAACAGAUGCCACUGCUCUCCUCUGGUUCUUGCCUACGAUCAAGCGCAUUUCUCUGCCCUUGUGUCCAUGGAGCAGAGAGAUCAACAAAGAGAACAAGCCGUGAUCCCCCUGACGGAUUCGGAGCACAAGCUGCUGCCUCUGCACUUUGCAGUGGACCCCGGGAAGGACUGGGAGUGGGGGAAAGACGACAACGAUAACGCCCGGCUGGCCCACCUGAUCCUGUCGCUCGAAGCCAAGCUGAACCUUCUGCACAGCUACAUGAAUGUGACGUGGAUCCGGAUCCCCUCCGAGACCCGGGCCCCUCUGGCACAACCGGAAUCCCCAACAGCCUCAGUGGGAGAGGACGUGCAGUCCCUGGCCGACUCCCUGGACUCGGACCGGGACUCGGUGUGCAGCAAUUCCAACAGCAAUAAUGGCAAGAACGGCAAGGACAAGGAGAAGGAGAAGCAGCGCAAGGAGAAGGACAAGACCCGCGCGGACUCUGUGGCCAACAAGCUGGGCAGCUUCAGCAAGACGCUGGGCAUCAAGCUAAAGAAAAACAUGGGCGGCCUGGGCGGCCUGGUGCACGGCAAGAUGGGCCGUGCUAACUCCGCCAACGGCAAGAACGGCGACGCACCCGAGCGCGGCAAGGAGAAGAAGACCAAGUCGCGCAAGGGCAGCAAGGAAGAGUCGGGCGCGUCAGCGAGCACGUCGCCGUCGGAGAAGACCACGCCGUCGCCCACGGACAAGGCGGCCGGGGCGUCGCCGGCCGAAAAGGGCGGCGGGCCGCGGGGCGACGCCUGGAAGUACAGCACGGACGUGAAGCUGAGCCUCAACAUCCUGCGCGCCGCCAUGCAGGGCGAGCGCAAGUUCAUCUUCGCCGGCCUGCUGCUCACCAGCCACCGGCACCAGUUCCACGAGGAGAUGAUAGGCUACUACCUGACCAGCGCGCAGGAGCGCUUCAGCGCCGAGCAGGAGCAGCGGCGCCGCGACGCCGCCGCGGCCGCCGCCGCCUCCACGGCCAAGCGGCCGCCGCGCAGGCCAGAGACCGAGGGCGCGCCGGGCGCCGAGCGCGCCUCGCCGGGCCCGCCGGCCGGGCCGCCCACGCAGCUGGUGCUCAAGCUCAAGGAGCUCAUCCACGUGCAGGCCGCGGGCGCGCGGGACGACGCGUGCGCGCCGGCCGUGGGCGCGCUGCGGCCGUGCGCCACGUACCCGCAGCAGAACCGCUCGCUGUCGUCGCAGAGCUACAGCCCGGCGCGCGCCGCCGCCCUGCGCACCGUCAACACGGUCGAGUCGCUGGCGCGCGCCGUCCCCGCCGCCCUACCCGGCGCGGCGGGGGCCGCGGGCCCCGCCGAGCACAAGUCGCAGACCUACACCAACGGCUUCGGCGCCGCGCGCGAAGGCCUGGAGUUCGCCGACGCCGACGCGCCGGCCGCCCGCUCGAACGGUGAGUGCGGCCGCGGCGGCCCGGGGCUGGCGCAGCGGCGCUGCCAGCGCGAGAACUGCGCGUUCUACGGGCGCGCCGAGACCGAGCACUACUGCUCGUACUGCUACCGCGAGGAGCUGCGGCGGCGGCGCGAGGCGCGCGGGGCCCGGCCCUGAGUGCGCCGCGCGCGCCAGCUUUUACCAUAAAGGAUUUCUUUUCCAUUCUGUCGGUGUCUUUUUUACAUUCCCUGGUCAACCGGAAGGCCGGCGACUCCUCUGUCAGUGCUGUGUACGUGUUUGGUCAAACGUUCCUAAUGGUGCCUGAACCUACACUGACGCCACUCAGGUAGUAGACGGAUAGGAAACAAGUCAUACUGUUGGAAGUGGGUGUGCUAGCUAGCAUCUGCCUCGUACCUGUGGAAACUCAAUAGCCAUUGCAAGAGUAUUUUUGUUCCUCAAUAAGAGAAAUAAAGAAAUUUGCAGCCCUUUGUUUUUAGAAGGGAGUGUUUUACCUUUUUUUUUU
Molecule: messenger RNA, 2983 nt
Organism: Callorhinus ursinus (northern fur seal)
Lineage: Eukaryota; Metazoa; Chordata; Mammalia; Carnivora; Otariidae
Source: RefSeq, a predicted model, not a curated record